Molecule: messenger RNA, 7395 nt
Organism: Cherax quadricarinatus
Lineage: Eukaryota; Metazoa; Arthropoda; Malacostraca; Decapoda; Parastacidae
Source: RefSeq, a predicted model, not a curated record
CACGCUGGGUCCGACAGGAUGGAAAGCUGCACUGUUGAUCUCAAGGCUCUCGCCUGGCAUAACAAGAGUCUAGUGGAGGGUUGUCCUGCUGUGUCACACAUCUCCCGCAGUCACAGCAGCUGCAGCGCUGACACCUGCCGCCAUGACCCCUCAACAGUGUACACACAGCUCUCCUACCUCGACUCUCCCAGAUCCAACUCCUCCAACGGCUUCGCCACCAGAAGGAAAGGCACAAUGACUUACCGUGGAACAUACGAAGCUUUAUACACAACCAGCUGGAAAAGCUGAAGCUGAACGAGAGCUUGAAGACGGUGGAGCCCUGGUCUGUCAGCAACUGGUCCCAUACUGAUAUACCCAGACUCUUAGAAGGGCGAGUUGGUGGCCAGUUCUGGGUGGCGUACACACCGUGUGCAGCGCAGUACCAGAACGCGGUACAGUUGACUCUGGAGCAGAUUGACCUCAUCAAGCGGGUCAUUAAGAAAUACAAUCAGUACCUGGAGCUGGUAACAAAUUCUCAAGACAUCAAGACGGUGUUUAAGAAGGGCAAGAUCGCCAGUCUGAUCGCUAUCGAGGGAGGUCACGGCAUCAGCAACAGCUUCGGCUCUCUGAGGAUGAUGUACGAGCUUGGGGUCCGUUACCUCACCCUCACCCACGCCUGCAACACUCCCUGGGCCACCUCCUCUGUGAUAGAGAGACAGUCUCCGGAUGCCAAGAAAACAGAAAACUUCGGUCUUACCGAUUUUGGCAAGAAGGUGGUGCAAGAGAUGAACCGUUUGGGCAUGAUGGUGGAUCUGUCUCACGUCUCCACGCAGACUAUGAGGGAUACCCUAGCCACCACACAGGCGCCCAUCAUCUUCUCUCACUCCUCCUCCCGCGCCCUCUGCGACAACCCCAGGAACGUCCCCGACGAAAUCCUCCACGAGGUGAAAAAAAAUCGAGGGAUCGUCAUGGUUAGUUUUUAUGCCGACCAUGUCAGCUGCACCGAGCCUGCCAACGUUACUCACGUCGCCAGACACAUCAGCCACAUCAGGGAGGUGGCUGGCAUCGACCAUGUGGGUAUCGGCGCUGAUUUUGACGGCAUAAAUAAGACUCCAGAUGGAUUGGAGGACGUCAGCAAGUACCCUUUCCUGCUGGCGGAGCUCCUCAGAGAUCCUACCUGGACGGUAGAAGACAUUAGGAAACUUAUAGGAGAGAACAUCAUCAGGGUUUUCUCCGAGGUGGAGAGGGUGCGGGAUGACCUGCUGGCCAAGGGAGUGGAGCCGCUGGAGGAGGAGAUCCACCCAGAGUACCUGAGAGGCAAGACCAACUGCACCUACAUUUUCGACUGAUACCUUCAAUCACUUGGCGACAGCGGCACAGCAUCUCUGUUGUCGAUUGCCAUCAUCGGGCUACAACGAUGUCGUUUGCUAUCAUCCGGCUACAAUGAAGUCGUCUGCCAUCAUCUGGCUACUACGCUGUCGCUUUCCAUCAUCCGGCUACAGCCUCGCGGCGACUUUGAUGUCGUCUGUGAAUAUUUAGCGACAUCUCUCAUCUUGUGUUCAUGUCUAGCACCUUCAGACGACAUUUCCACCUUUGCUUCCGGCAUAUUUGCGAGUACUGUAUCUUUCGCAGCCUCACGGUGGCAUUACCAUCCUAUACUGAAGACGUUUCCUGACAUCCUCGUUGACAUCCGUAAUAAGUCACGCUUCGUUUCAUAAUGAGACAUCUCCUCAAACCGAGACAUCACCUCAUACCGAGACAUCACCUCACACCGAGACAUCACCUCACACCAAGACAUCAACUCACACCGAGACAUCACCUCACAGCGAGAUAUCACCUUACACCGAGACUUCAACCCACAUCAAGACAUCACCUCAUACUAGAACAUAAGAUAUCUUGGUUCAAGACAUCCCUUCACCCUGAGACAUCAUAUAACUGUCGAGACAUCAUCUCACACCGAAACAUCUCAAUGCUGAGACGUCUUACGAUCGAGACAUCAUCUCACGCCGAAGCAUCAUCUCACUGCCGAGACAUCAUCUCACGCCUACACAUCGUCUCACUCCCGAGACGUCAUCUAACCAUCGAGACAUCAUCUCACCGCCUAGACAUCGUCUCACCGCCGAGACAUCAUUUCUCAUCUCGACGUCAAUGACCAUGAUUGAGGCUCGUGCUGUCGAAGUAAUAAAAAUGACAAGAGGAAUUCCAGUGAUUUUUCAGUGGAAAAGAUUCGGUCUUCUCAGUGGCUGACAAGAGUCGUGAGAUUUACAGCAGUCCGGCGUGACUCAUCAGCGGCGCGGGAAAAUAUUCUUUUGGGUAGAAUACAGCUCUGAUGAGAAAAUACUCAGGAUGGACAUUUAUUGGACUAGCGCUUCGCCCAGGGUUGGGCUAUGUUAAUUUCAUGACUUGAUGCAGUUCUUACCCUGAGCGAAUGCGUUUUCUGUGUUUAUAUCUAUAUUGAUCAGAAUUGCGUCUAUGCAUCUAGAAAGUGGAAGAAAUGUAUCAUUAAAGUCAUAACGAAAUGCUGUGCUUCCCGUUUUGACGAGAUAAAAAAGAUGCGAAGGGUAGAAAUUUUCAAGGGAAAAUAGGAACAAGCACCAGAACAACUAGACUGUAAUGGCUAUGUAGCCCUGCGGGCAGCGAGCAACAAGAGCCUGGUUGAUUAGGCGGUCCACAAAGAAGUCUGGUGUCAGGGAAUGGCGGUCUGAAUGCGAGAGUAGAUCUCUGGAAACCAGACACGGGUAUGUCAUAGGUAUGUUAUAACUCCUUGAUCACAAAGGUGUUUGUGUUGGUGCUGGCCGCCGCAACAAACACCCUAAGAUCACAACCAUUCACACUGUGACAGCAACUUACGAGAAGCGUCGCAUUGUUCCCUCGAGUACCAGAUAUUAUGGAUCACCUCUCCCGACCUUUAUCCUAUGCCAGUGUAGCAUAAUCAUCGUGAGGAAUAAUCUAAGCCAGUGUAGCAUAAUCAUCGAAGGGAACAAUCUAUGACAGUGCAUCAUAAUGAGCGGAAGGAGUAAUAUAUUAGGGAAACCAGCUGCGUUUGGAAAUAAAAUAAGUUCGACCUCACACACGAAUGUUUAUCUUUCUCUUUGUUUUAACGUGUAUGUGUGAGCCUCUGUAGCAGAAGCGCGUAUGCCUGCGUCACUGUAACAUGAAUGUAACACAAACAUGUAUCCCUGUGUGAACCUUCGCCUCGAAAACGAACCAGAAAACGAAACGCGAAAUUGAAAAGUUUGUGAAUCACUGAAAUCGUCUUUACGCUGUUUAAAAGGAAAACUUUGAGUGGAAUUUGCAAGACUUCUACUCUAAAUACAAGAAAAGGACGGACAAAAUUCCGAUAUUGCGUCAUUAAUAGCUGACUUCAUUCGAACCACCAUUAACAGUUUGGUUUAGUUGGUCAACCUCCGUGUACUUAACACAGUUAAACGAAAUUAACAUUAUUAAAUAAAAUAAAAUAAAUUGGUAUAUAGAAGUGGUGAAUGAGACGAAGUCAGUCGGGUAACGUAAAAGAUUAUUUUCAAAAGGGCAAACCAAAUUCAUGCAAAAAGAAUUCUGGCUGUGAGUUAAUUCAUAUAAGAAAAUACCUGAUUUGGGCUCAUUUUAAACCCUUAAUCGAGGUUCCACAUCCGGUUUGCAGGACUCAGUAAAGGACUUUCGCUGGACACUAGAAGUGACUUGGAAAGACUUUAACAUGAUAUGUAGGAGAAAUUGAAUAUGAUUAUACUAAACGAAGUUACGUGAAAUUAUUAGUGUGUGUGUGUCAUAGUGUAACCGUGAUAAUUUAGGGCAGGCCUAGGAAACACGGUUAGGAAGGAUAGGCCUAGAAGAGACAAAAUGACAGAGGUUAUAUUUAAAAGAGUAGGGCAAGAUAAUGUAGAGUAAAAGAAAAUACUUAAGGAUAAAAAAGCCAAGGAGAAAGGAAGAACAUUCUGACUCGGAGACAAUUUGACUUGAAGAAUCAGCAGAGUUCAGACAUGUGAAGUAGUCAGAAAAAUUAAUUUUGAAUCAGGACAAUCAAUGGGAGAGUAUCGAAGAGGCAUAAAGAAAUGGUAAAGGCUUUACUGCAAUUCGAACAUGCGGGUUUAUAAUCAGGAUGGUCAUGAUGUUCUCCAGGAGCCUCAAGCAGAAACAAAAAAAAAUAAAAUCAACGUGACAUAAAACUAGCAACUUACAGCUCAUGAAAAUUCAUAAUUAGACAUUAAGCUAAAACUUUUCAACAAAAGCGUAUUGACUAUGAAACAAACUGACAAUAUGACUAAUUUUACACCGAUUUUGCUUUUUAUUAUGAAGUAAUAAUUAGUUUAACGUUUACCAUUAUCUGUCUCCGUGGUUUGUAUUACUUCGUGAUUUUUGAGACAUACAAAAAUGCUCCAUUAUGUAAGUUGAACAUUUCUCAUGCGGACCCGAGACGACAUUAAUUACUAAAAGUUUAGAUUGGUUAAAUUUUAGUUAAUAUAUACCAUGGAAUUCAACACCGGCUUUUUCAUUCACCAAGCGGCUCUUCCAUUCACCAAGCGGCUCUUCCACUCACCAAGCGGCUCUUCCAUUCACCGCCGGGCCAGGCUGUUUCUUUCAUCAUCCAACUGUUCAAUUUAGUGCUCAACUGUUUCAUUCGUAAAUCAGCUCCUUCACUGCCACCUGUUUCUUUACCUUCUCAGCUGUCCCAUUCGCUGCUUACUUGGAAGUGGAAUGGUAUAUAAAAACUAACGAGGUGGAGCAAACGCAGUUUAAAUUAUGUGGAUAUUUUUAUUAAUUACAACAUUUCUCCUCCGAUGACUUUUUAAAGCUCACUAUGCGGGCGAAAUGUUGUCGUCGAUAAAAGUAUCCAAAACAUCUAAGUAUCAUUUACUUCGCUGCUUGGAUGCUCUUUUCUCAAGCUGUUCCUUUACCUCUUUAGUUUACCUACCCACCUGCUCCUUUAACUAGCCAAUUGCUCCUUUAGUUAUUGGCUAUUCCUUUAACUUCCCUGUUGUGCCUUUACCUUCGCUUCUGUUCCUUUGCGUCCCCAACUGCUCCCUUAUUUUUCUCAAAUGUUUCUUUGUCUCCCCAGUCAUUUCUGCCAUUGCUCUGUUGAACAAAGUUCCAGCUAUUUUAUCAACAUUUUCUGCCGCUUCAGGCAAUCAAUCCCGGCUGUACCCGUCAGCAUUCAUAAUCUUCCUAAAGGCUAAAAAGGAAGAGCCAUCAGGAUUACGUUACUUCCAACUGAGUUAUCAGUAUCCAAAAGUAUUCAUGCUAUUCCCACCGGUAUUCAUGCUAUUCCCAAAGGCUAAGCUAUAGUAGUCAUGAGUAUUCAUGCUAUUCCGAAAGGCUAAGCUGUAAUAGCCAUGAGUAUUCAUGCUAUUCUCAAAGUCGAAACUGUUGUAGCCAUCAGUAUUCAUACUAUUCGCAAAGACCUAUCAGUAGUAGUAAUCAUCAGUAUUCAAGCUAUUCCCAAAGGCUCUUCAUUCGUUGCUACCAAUGUUCGUGCUAUUCCCAAAAGGUUCGACCUCCAGCGUUGCGUGAGUUGCUCUUAACAUCAUGGUUUCUCUUAUUACUAUUUGCACUGUUUACAUAAAGAAAAAAAUUACCAAGCAACACGACAGCCUCCGCGGCUGGCUCAUGGCCACUACCAGUAAUCCCUGAGAAUAAACUUAACCAAGGACUUCGAACAGUACACCUUGGUUAGACUUCUCUGAAUACAGAUCGGACUGCCUACCAUUUCCGUUACUAGCUCAUGACUUCUAACCUCAUUUGAAACUAUACUUGAUGUAUAGAUUUUCAUUAAGGUAUGGGAGCAGCCUAUGAGACUGAGGGAAGCAACGGUUUUUUGCGGUACGGAUGGGUGGGGCUGAAGACCUCCUAGCCGUUAUGGCCUUCUCACUCCGCUUAUUUAUCUAUGUUGCCUCUAUCCUAGCAACUUCGUUGUAGUUUAACUUGCAUCACACGUUUUGUGUCUAUAAACCUGAGGUAGCUAUUGUGGGUCUCAAAGGGGGAAGAGGCCCAUUGCAGCUCCACGCCUUUAUGCUACCUAACCUUAGCGUUAUUUUUUUAUCUUGCGCUUGCAGCAUUAUACUAGUUAAUGUGUGACAACGGCAGUGCAAAUGAGUCUCCUGUAGUUUAUACGGAGACUCGUUUACCUACCCACGUCGUUCAAGUUUUACAUCUAUGCUAAAUUUUACUGUAGCUUGAGUGAAAAGGGCUUAAGAGAGGACUAUCACCGGCUGGUGGUCCUCUGUGGUAAGCGAGGCUGUAAGCCCUAUCUAAAGAAGUGCUAAAAAAAGAAUAGGCCUCUUUAUGAUCUCUGGUGGGGCAAACAUUUUCUUGAAAGAAAACCCAGUGCUCAAAACUGCUCUUUGUGCAUUGCGAAAACACGAAUCAUUGAUGAACUGCUUACACGUUUUUCUUGAUGCAUUCAGUUAGGGCAUGUAGGCUGUUUAUGCAGACUAAAAAGACAAGUUAUUUGUGAAGACAAUAAGGACGUGUAGGAUAUUUACAUAGAAAAUUCGGACUCUUUAGGCUGUUUAUGUAGACAAUAAAACCUUGCAACUUGUGAAAGAAAUUCCAUACGGGGGAGGGGGGAGAAAUGGGGUUAAAGAUAUUGUUGAAUUGGGAGGGAAAGCUCUGUUAGCUUUGCUCCCUAACAAUAGGUUGUGCAGAGUGACCUGAGGACGCUGAACCACCGCCUCAACUCACGACUUAUCUAAAUGCUAAUUUGUGAAAAAGAAAAACAAAGAAAAAAUGCACUUUAGCUACAAAGAAUGGGAUCAAAUACACAAAAAAAAGACUAGACUACACAGCUAAGUGAAUAUAAACCUUCGAGUUCUAUUGAAAUAUAUGGAUUCGUUAUUUUGUUACAUUAGUGGAUGACUAUACUUUGUGACAAUCAGUGAAUGAGGCGAGGAGUGGGGGCUCGGCUGGUGUCGAGUCUGCAGCGCCAGUGCAGGACCAGGUAGAUAUACCCUUCUUAGUUUUGUUCAUGUUUCAUUGCAGCCUUAAUGUUAGGAAGCAGGUGAUGGUGUGUGUGUGUGUGUGUGUGUGUGUGUGUGUGUGUGUGUGUGUGUGUGAGUAAUGGUUUGUGGUUCCUGCAUGGAAAUGUCACCACCACCAUGAUUACCGGUACUACUACUAUUACUACCACUACCACCUCUACUUUCACCACAUCACUACCCCAUAUCGUUAACACCGCUGACCUCACCACUUUCAUCAGCACAACUUUAUCACCAACACUGUCGCUUCCAUAAACACCACCAUCAUCAUCACUCCUGUCACCACCCUUUCCAUUCUCACCUCCAUUCUUACCACCACCACUACCGCCACCACCAACACCACCACCACCAACACCACCACCGCCACCACCAGCACCACCAGCACCACACCACCAGCACCAUCCCCACCACCACCACCAACACCACCAACGCCACCAGCACCACCAGC